GAUAAAAACAUCCUGAAAAUAACGGUCGGUUGACAGACUGUCGCAGUACAGGGGAGGCGCGUUCAUGUAAUCGUGCUCUCCGAGCAAUACAAUAUCUGGAGUACACCUAAAUAAAUAAACCAUGGCUGAGGGCGACAAUAAAAGUGCAAAUCUGUUGGCUCAAGAGACGAGUCAGCUGGAGGAGCAGCUGCAAGGAUGGGGAGAGGUGAUCCUGGCUGGAGAUCAGUUCCUGCGCUGGGAGAAGCAGUGGUACCCAGCAGUGUUAGUGGGUCCCACCUCAAUCCUGUUCAUGCUAAUCUACUUCUUGGACCCCUCUGUGCUCACUGGUCUGUCCUUCACUGUCAUGAUCCUGUGCCUGUCUGAUUACUUGGUGCCCACUCUUGCCCCCCGUGUUUUCGGUUCUAACAAAUGGACCACAGAACAGCAGCAGCGUUUCCAUGAGAUCUGUGGGAACCUUGUGAAGACUCAGCGCCGUGUGCUUGGAUGGUGGAAACGUCUGUUUGCCCUGAAGGAAGAAAAGCCAAAAAUGUAUUACCUCUCCGUCAUCAGCAGUCUUGUGGCUGUGGCCUGGAUCGGACAACAAGUGCAUAACCUCUUCCUCACCUACCUGAUCGUGAGUUUCCUUCUGCUUUUGCCUGGCCUCAACCAGCACGGCAUCAUCACCAAAUAUACUGGCAUGGUGAAGAGAGAGGUCAACAAACUUCUUAAACAGAAGGAGAAGAAGAAUGAGUAACAGAUUAGGCUCUAGUGAAAAGUGAAAUCCGGAUAAAUUUAAGUGUUAAAGUGUCAUCUGCCCCACUCAACGUCAGAUCUCAACAGACCAAUGCAAAGCCUGAGCUGAUCCAGUAAACGGCUUAAAUGUGCGCUGAUCUCUCUUGAGGUUCUUAGGUAUUUUUUCUUUUGUUUUAAGGUUUCAUUUCAAAUUAUACCUUUUUGUUUUCCAUGAAGUAUUUUUUUUUUCCAACACUGAAAUGUUGCGUUCAUUUCAGCCGUUUUACGUCAAUGUAUAAUUUACGUCGUAGUAAAUGUGUUAAGUCUGUGCAAAAUCUAAAA
Carassius auratus (goldfish) is the source of this 1053-nucleotide messenger RNA. RefSeq names its product ADP-ribosylation factor-like protein 6-interacting protein 1. Gene Ontology annotation, cellular component: membrane; Sec61 translocon complex. NCBI's taxonomy places the organism in Eukaryota, Metazoa, Chordata, Actinopteri, Cypriniformes, Cyprinidae. The record is from RefSeq and is a predicted model, not a curated record. Gene Ontology annotation, biological process: cotranslational protein targeting to membrane. Bases 122 to 733 code for a protein of 203 amino acids. The transcript is spliced from 6 exons.